CCCCCUUUCUGUUUUUCUCUCUCUCUCUCUCUCUUUUUUUCUCUCUCUUUAUAUAUACACAUCUAUUAACGAUGGCGCCUCAAAUGAUGCAACCACAAAUCAUUCUUUUAAAAGAAGGUACAGAUACUUCUCAAGGUAAAGGACAACUCCUUUCCAACAUCAAUGCCUGUGCUGCUGUUGUCGAUACUGUCAGAACCACAUUGGGUCCCCGAGGUAUGGAUAAAUUAAUGGUUGACAGUCGUGGCCAAGUCACUAUCUCCAAUGAUGGUGCUACUAUUAUGAAGUUGCUCGAUAUUGUUCACCCUGCUGCAAAGACAUUGGUCGACAUUGCUCGUUCUCAAGAUGCUGAAGUUGGUGAUGGUACCACAAGUGUUGUCUUACUUGCUGGUGAAUUGUUGAAGGAAGUAAAGAGCUAUAUUGAAGAAGGCGUUAGUCCUCAUGUGAUUAUCAAAGGAUACAGAGCUGCUGCUCGUUUAGCUAUCAACAAAGUAAAGGAAUUGGCUAUCAAGAUUGACAAGAACAAUGAAACUGAAUUCCGUGAUUUACUUUCCAAGUGUGCAGCUACUGCCAUGAACUCCAAGUUGAUUUAUUCUCAAAAAGACUUUUUCACCAAGAUGGUUGUUGAUGCUGUCAUGUUGCUUGAUCAAGAAAGCUUGAAUGAACGUUUGAUUGGUAUUAAGCGUGUUCCUGGUGGUGCCAUGCAAGACUCCUUGUUGGUCAAGGGUGUUGCUUUCAAAAAGACAUUUGCCUAUGCUGGUUUCGAACAACAACCCAAAUGCUUCAAGAACCCCAAGGUAUUGUGUCUCAAUGUCGAACUCGAACUGAAGGCCGAAAAAGACAAUGCUGAAGUCCGUGUUGAACAAGUCUCUGAAUACCAAGCCAUUGUUGAUGCUGAAUGGCAAAUCAUUUUCCAAAAGUUAGAGGCCAUUGUUGCCAGUGGUGCCAAGGUCGUGUUGUCCAAGUUGCCUAUUGGUGAUUUGGCUACCCAAUAUUUUGCUGACCGCGAUAUCUUUUGUGCUGGUCGUGUUGCUAAGGACGAUAUGGACCGUGUUGUUCAAGCUGUGGGUGGUGCUGUUCAAUCCACAACAUCUGAUUUGCGUCCUGAACACUUGGGUCAAUGUGAAUCCUUUGAAGAAAGACAAGUAGGUGGUGAACGCUUCAACAUCUUUGAAGGUUGUCCUCAAGCCAAGACUUGUACUUUGAUCCUCCGUGGUGGUGCUGAGCAAUUCAUUGCUGAAGUUGAGCGAUCUCUUCAUGAUGCUAUCAUGAUUGUCAGACGUGCUAUCAAGAACAACUUGGUUGUUGCUGGUGGUGGUGCUACUGAAAUGGAACUCUCUAAAUACCUUCGUGUUCAUUCUCGUACCAUUGAAGGUAAACAACAACUCAUUAUUGGUGCCUUUGCAAAGGCAUUUGAAGUGAUCCCAAGACAAUUAUGUGAUAAUGCUGGUUUUGAUGCCACUGAUAUCUUAAAUAAGCUUAGAAUGAAGCAUGCACAAGGCCAUGUUUGGUACGGUGUUGAUAUCAACAAUGAAACAAUUGCCGAUAAUUUCGAAGCUUUUGUAUGGGAACCUGCUCUUGUCAAGACAAAUGCUAUUGCUGCUGCCACUGAAGCAGCCUGUUUAAUCUUGUCUGUUGAUGAGACCAUUAAGAAUGCUCAAAGCGAAAAACCACAGGCUGGUUUGCCUCGUGGUGGUGGUGGUCGUGGUAGAGGUGCUAUGAGACGAUAGUUUUGUUCUUUUUUCUUGUCUCUCUCUUUUUUUUUCUGCAUAUAUGUAAUUCUCAUAAAAAAAUUCAUUCCCUAAACAAUAAAGUUGUUUAACAAUUAAAA
This is a messenger RNA of Gilbertella persicaria, 1828 nucleotides long. RefSeq names its product T-complex protein 1 subunit eta. NCBI's taxonomy places the organism in Eukaryota, Fungi, Mucoromycota, Mucoromycetes, Mucorales, Choanephoraceae. The transcript is spliced from 4 exons. The coding region runs from base 72 to 1727 and encodes 551 amino acids. The record is from RefSeq and is a predicted model, not a curated record. Gene Ontology annotation, cellular component: chaperonin-containing T-complex. Gene Ontology annotation, biological process: protein folding. Gene Ontology annotation, molecular function: ATP-dependent protein folding chaperone; ATP binding; ATP hydrolysis activity.